Amoebophrya sp. A120 is the source of this 2762-nucleotide messenger RNA. Lineage: Eukaryota; Dinophyceae; Syndiniales; Amoebophryaceae. The record is from the annotation of a GenBank genome assembly.
GUUAGUACAAGAUUAGAAAGGAGGUCAGAAACAUGAUAGUACACCUUCCAAGACAGUAGAGUGGAUCUAAACUUCGUUUUUUCUUUCUCUGGUACAACAACGAAGCGCAAGAAAAAUGCGGCAGCCGGUGCCUCGGGCACACCUUACGACAGGGCGUUCUUUUCUGUUGCAAUUGCGGUCUUUUGCUCGUCAGUCGAAGGGAAGUGCCAUCCGACAGAAGGCCGAUAAGAGCCGGCUAAGCAGCCUGGACCGCGAGCACCAGAAAACUAAAAGACUGGCGGUCGACGCCCUGGAGACGCGGAACGAGUGGAGCACGACCAGGGACCCCGGUGCCACGGACGCCGCGGAGAAAUACGCAAAAGCAGUGUCGCGGCGAUCGCAAUUCGAGCUUCCGGAGGCACCCAGUGGCGUGCGCAAGAGAAGUUUGGCGCAGCUCGGUGGAGGCGAAAACAGAAGUUCCUCCUCGUCGUCAUCUUCGAGUGUACUAACCACUGCGCAAAGUGGUCGCGCACCGAGUCAGCGGUCCGUCGGAGACAUCACCGACGCGGAGAUCCGCGGAAUCUUUCCCGCCGACGUGCUCUCGUCUCCGUAUCCUGCGGCGAGCCGGCUGGUGAAGCGUCCACAUCUCUGGAUGGACAGCUGCAUGCCAGGGGAAAGCGCUGAAGAUGAGCACGGGGACGAUUCCGACAGCAGACUAAAAGAGAUCGCCGAAUGCGAAGCGGAGUUACAGCGGCUUGGAGCUGGUGGUGGUGCAACUACAACAACUGGGAGCGACCACACUGAGACCAACGAUGUUGACCUCGCGUACACGGACCUAAUCGACGGCGACGACGAUGCAUUGGUCGACCAAGCAUCCUCGACGUCUUCGCGCAGUGCGGCAAAGAGCGAUUACAACACGCGAGAACAACAAGAAAUCGUGGUUCCCAAGUUGGCCGACGUGGGUAAGUUCGAGCGGUUUUCCCGUGACGACCUACUGGAGCUGCUGCCCGAGGGUUUGGGUGGGGAGCUGUCGCGUGACCUGAUUUUGAUUCCAAGCCAAACAAAAGAUGUCGGUUUUAUGCUGCGUAAGCCGACAGUGGAGAUCCUGACACAAAUGGCCUACCUGCAAAAAGACGCAGAACAGGUCUUCGAUAAGAACAGUGGAACAGGCGGACCUCCACAGGAUUCGACAUUAGACGGAGUGUUCGACGUGCGAAGUAAAAAUUACGGAAAGAGGAAUUUCUUAUCCCCGCCACAUCGAAAUCGGGCCGCCUUAAUUUCUUCCCGCGCAGGGUGGCUGUUGGAAGGGAAGAAGGGUGUCGGGAAGAGCGCCGUUUUGAAUCACGUGGUCGCGUGGGCCCGGAGGAACGGGUGGCUGGUCGUUUUCGAACCGUUCGCUGCAAAUUAUGCGAAGGAAAUUUCGGACAUUGCCCGGUCCUCCAACUCCGGCAUCUACGUGCAGAACUCCCACGCGAGACGGUUUCUGGAGCGGACUUUGUUGAAAAACGCGGAAUUCUUCGAGCAGAUUCCGGUCGACCUCGCCGUGUACGGCAGGGCCUGUGUGGACGGGGAACCCAGCGGAAAAGUGCACCAGGUCUACGACGAGCUCAUCCAAAAAGCGGUGGACAAAGAGCUCGGCGCUAGUACUGCGGGAGAAGAUCAUGCGAAUACCUCCUCCUCGUCCUCAACAGUGGAAAGGAAUCGCGAGCGCCUACGGUGCUUCGAGAAGUACCGCAGGCGGGUGGUCCUGCCCUCGCUCAAGGCGCAGCUGCCCGAGCCCGAGAACCUGUACCAAAUAGUGCAGUUCGGGCUCGACCACGAAACCUGGGCCACGCAAGCGGUGGCGGAGCUGAUGCGGCAGCUGCAGGUGCAGACAAAGUUCCCGGUGCUGGUCUGCGUGGACGAGUGGAACGAGUGCUUUCCCGUCUCCGAUUUUGUUUCCAUGCGGUACGACGGCACCAGAUUCGGCGGCUACAUCCCGGCGUACCACUUGUCCAUGUGCCGGCGGUUUUGCGAUUUCGACGGGCACCGGUUCAUAUCAAAUGCAAAAAUGUCUGGGUCUGGAAGAUUUUGAAAUUUGUCAUGCUUGUCUGGCAUGACCAAAAAGUUUGUGAUGUGUGUCCAAGAAGAGACCCUUUUGCCUGUCAUACAAAAACGCAGUCUGUCAUGCGAGAAACGCAACACAAAGAAGCGCAGAUAUUUCUCAUGCUUGCCUGUGCAUUACAGAGCAUUCACUAUUCCCAGCGCAGCAUUACAAGUUUCCAGACCCAGACAUUUUUGCAAUGCAUAGUUCAAGCGCGGGCUGAAGCUGUACUCGACGUCCUGGUACCGGAUGAACCGGCGGGAUUACCGCCCGGAGCUCUUGGGUGUGAAGCCGGAAAGCAUCAAGCAGGUGCGCGAGUUCUCCCCGUUCGAGUUUGCAAACUACUGUGCGUAUUUCCGGUUACAGAACAUUACCUACAACUUUCCGCGGGAGAAGCUCGAGCAGUUCUGGAUGCUCACCCAAGGAAAUGGGUGGCAGGCACGCAGAACGCUCAGUAUGCUGUACUAGUUGUAGUAGAGCAGCGAACAUGUUGUGCAGCGUCCUCGAAGUAGACUCGAGUUGUUGGGAGCGAGGAAUUCUUGCGUAUGGUCCUCUCGGACGACUGACACCACUGUCGUGUGAAAGGAACGUGCGCCCUCUGCUUUCGUUCUUCCGCCGUUUGGCUCAACGAUCAUGGCCGUCUUGCGCGACAAUGAGUGUUGGCCAUUAGGCGCUCCCGUUCGUCUUUGAACGAUUUUCC